AUGGAUCCACGGUGCUGUCCCGUCCUCCUCGUCGCUGCAUUGGCUGUCAGCCUCUGCUCCUCACCUGCCCUCGCCGACAGAAAAUUCGGUUGUCUGUUUGAAGACGAGCUCUGUGCACCAUAUGAGUUCUGCGUUAAUGAUGGAGUGUUUGGAAGGUGCCAGGAGUUGGCCGGUGCAGACCUGUCCACGUACGAUAUUUCUUCCUCUGGUCUGCAACGCCUCAGGAUCCUCCUACAGAAACUGGCUCACAGAGGUUUGACGUGGCAGGACGACAUCACCCAGCAGGUCAUCUCCAGAGAGCUCUCCAAGUUGAGGCACGUCCCCCUCCGCCAUCAGGCCACUCCUCCAAGCCCCCUGACGGCCUACAGCAGCUCCAGAGACAGGAAACUGAGGCCUGCACAUUCUGAGCUGAACAGAAACCUCCAGCAGUACCUGUCGGGGCUGGGCUUCCUGCCGCAGGCCGAGGUGGCCGGACGACCAGGUGUCCAGCAAGAGGCAGCCAAGGUUCAGAAUGAAGACAUCAAGUCUGCUGAUCGUCUGGAGCCCAGCCGGCCAAAACCCCAGCAGGGCUGGAAGGAGACCACCAUCUACAGCCUGCAGAAAGGAGCUGGCCAACCUCCCGUCACCAAAGUCUUUACCCAGAGUGGAGAGGGCAGGCACCCCAAGCUCAGUACAAGCUACUCCAACCAGGACCCAGGGAGGAGCAAACUCCUCUCCGGCCAUCUGGAACGGCUUCUUUCCGGGGCACCAGGCGCUCAGCAGGGCAGCCCAGGUGGCGAGGCCGCGUCGCCCAAAGGAAAGCUCCACUACCUCAGCUACAUGCAGCCAACUCCGAUCGGCCAUGCAGAGCCGCAGACUCAGGUCGCUUUUGGCUCCAAGACCCAAAGGCCUAAUCUAGACAGGCUGCUGUUCAAGGCCGGCUCAAACCGACUGUCCGCGAAACAGCCUCUCAACGUCAUGGAUGAGCAAUUCAUCCAGAAUAUGGUGAACCAGCUGGGCAGACACAGCGUCCACAUGGAGGCUUUGAUGGGCAAAGACCUGGACCAGCUGGCUGAGGUCAUCACAGGAGCCCUGCAGGAGGUGGAUGAGGAGCGGCCGGCGCUUGGGACCCAGCCAGGACCAGGAGCCACUGACUCCAGGGGGGAGAUGGAGGCUAACAGGGAGCCACUGGCAGAAAUGCAUCUGAAUCAAAACCAGGACCUGAAAUCAGAUAAAGGGCAGGAUCUAAACCAGAAAGACACACCGAGAAUGAAACAACAAGGCCAACAAAUAGACGGUGCAGACAAAGAGCCCGUUGACAAGCAUGCAGCCUUCUUCUCCAAGCUGCUGGACUACCUCAACAUGGAGCCCUUUGGCGAUGCUCCAGAGGUCAACAGUGGGCCGCCGGCUCCCCUCCGGAAAAUGGUCGGACUGGAGAACGUGAGGAGCCGCACGACGCAGGACCGAGUUCCCGACGUCCACCGCUGGGAGGAGAAGACUGCGGUCGAACCCGCGAAGGAGGGCGCCACCCUGCGAUUAACCGGCGGGGCGGAGAGGCCUGACGCGCAGGUGGACUCUGAGAUCGAGAGGUGGAUGCAGGGGGUUCAGGGCCCGGCGGGGAAGAAGCAGCUGGAGGAGCCGCAGAAGAAGGACAUGAGAGUCAAAACCCAGCUGGUCCAUGUGGGGGUGAAGGAGUUUUCCAGCAGAGGGAAGGACAGACACUUUGGCUACAUCAUCACUGGAUCAGACUCCCUCACCACUGACCAGGGCUUGGACCUGAUGGAGCGACUGACCCAGAGACUGAGCCUCCACGCCGCCGAUCUCACCCAGCUCUC
Messenger RNA from Stegastes partitus (bicolor damselfish), 1814 nucleotides. It is a transcript of the gene ptprn2, whose product is annotated as protein tyrosine phosphatase receptor type N2. Gene Ontology annotation, cellular component: synapse; secretory granule. The record is from RefSeq and is a predicted model, not a curated record. The annotation marks the transcript as partial. The transcript is spliced from 9 exons. Gene Ontology annotation, biological process: regulation of secretion; insulin secretion involved in cellular response to glucose stimulus. NCBI's taxonomy places the organism in Eukaryota, Metazoa, Chordata, Actinopteri, Pomacentridae.